Molecule: messenger RNA, 2709 nt
Organism: Parnassius mnemosyne (clouded apollo)
Lineage: Eukaryota; Metazoa; Arthropoda; Insecta; Lepidoptera; Papilionidae
Source: the annotation of a GenBank genome assembly
AUGACUGAAAGAUGUCAAAUAAAGUUUACGGAAAAAAUUGAUAAACCGAAUUAUUUUAUAUGUAUUGGUAUUUGUGGUGUUCUUCUGGGUGUGCUAUAUUUCUACAGAUUUCACUUGAUCACUAUUUUAGUCAGUUAUGGAUUGGGAUGUUUGGCUUGUUAUUACGCGUUAAGUUCGAAUAUUCUUUACAAAUAUGUAAAGUAUUUAACGUGCCAAUUUGUCAGAAAUCCGCUACCGAAAGAAAACGAAUUUCCUCCUGACAAAGGUUGUGUAACAUGUGGACACAAGGAUUGUAUGCGUCAUAAUCCUGCAAUAGCUCCAGAACCAUGGAGCGGACUACAAAUACAUAAACAAUUGGAUCAAGCCAUAGAAGAUUUUUACAAUACAAUAUUAGACCAAUUCAUCAAUUCAUGGUAUAGCAAAAUUUCACUGCAACCAUUUUUUGUCGAUGAGAUAAGGCAUCAACUUAGAUAUUCAUCAGCUAAUUUAUUGCGACGAGCUCUGAAAAUAGACUACGCUCGUUUAAUCAGUGAGCGUUUAGUGCCGUGCGCGUUACAAUAUUAUGCUGUUGUGUCAACCGGUACCAGACCGGCCUUGCACGUGGCCGCGUGCAACCGGGCGGCCGAAAUGAAGUACUUGAGGUGUUUAACGGAUGUCCUCCUGCCGUUGCUACUACAACCUAAUGAGACAAACAACUCGGUAUUCCGUGUGCUCGUAAGGGAGGUGUUUGCAGGCUGGGUGCUUCUGUCUCUUACCGACGUAUUGGCUGACCCUUACAUAUUGAACGCCCUUAUUAUACUCGCCACCAGCAAUGAGAAGAUGGCCCAACUGCCUGUCACACCCAACUAUAAGGUGGAAUUCUUGGAGACGUUCGCGCGUCAAUCGGAGAGUGUAUACACGCAACGCAGCCGGCUGCUACGUGUGGAACUGGAGCUGGUCAUGAGCCAGCAAGAGCACUUCUACGCCUUCAUGCAGUACAUCAAGACCACCUGCCAUCUGCCUCUGCUACAAUUCUACAAGGACAUCAAGUCGUUUCAAACUACCCUCCUGAACCCGGAACUGAGUGAAGUGGAACGCGAGCAAGUGCGACGAGCAGCUCGGGAAUUAAGUUCGCAGUGCGGAGACUCAUUGCGCCAGCUUCCACCCGAGCUGCUCGACGAACUGCUCGCCGAGCUGGACACCGCCGAUGUGCACAGGUUACAGACCAGUCGAGCGCUUUAUCAAGCAGCGAGACAGUCCCAUGCCGCUUUAGAGAAGAUCAUAUUACCAAGGUUCCUACACAGUGAAGAGUUUUACAAGCUGAUGAUUGGUUCCCGAGUUCCUACAGGCUAUCAGAAACAAAUGACCAAAAGACCACAAGAUAAAUUACUUAAUGCAGCUAUGAAAAUAGGCAGUCGUUUAAAAGGUGCCCUGAAAUCUCAGACCGUAGAUGGACAAGUCCUCGACAGCUCCACAAACUCGGAACUUCAAGACGAGGAGGGAAUUGAAAAUGUUGAUAUUUUAAAAUAUCUGGACUCCAUCGCGGCUGAGGACAGCAUGGGGGAGCACGAUCUCAGCAACUAUAAGGUUGUGUUGACCAAUGUGGAGACGCGACUUCAAGCGCCACCCCGGCGGGGCACUGUACGUGUGUUCUCGCUGGCGGUGCACCGCGCGUGCCCCGCCGCCGCGCUGUGGGCGGUGGAGCGCAGCGAGCACGACUUCCACCUGCUGCGCGCCAAGCUGCACGAGUUCCACGGCGCCGCACUGCCCGACCUCGCGCUGCCCUCUCGCAGAGACAACAGUCCCUUAGAAACUCUUCGAUAUAAAUACGAGGAUUUCCUACAAAGACUUUUACAAAUGCCCCUUCUUCAGACGAGUGAACUUCUUUAUUUAUUCCUGACAGUGGAUAGUGACUUCUCUAUGGUGGUUCAAGCAUCGACCCUUAAUGCAAACAGCACUGACUUGGGAAAUAUUUAUCAUUCGGUAGCAUAUAAGCUGAGGAAAGAAAAGGGUCAGCAUCUGGAGAGCUUCCUGAGGAACUUCCUGGUAUCGACGGACAAGGAACGAUAUCAAGCCCUCAAACAUGGGGUCCGCGAUGUGGAGGAGGCGCUUGAGGCUGACGAAGCUAGGGCGGUCCAGUCCGCGGAUGAGGGGGAGGUGCGGGGCGCGGGUGGCGCGGGGGGCGUGCGGGGCGUGCGGGAGGUGCGCGGGGAGCAGUUCGGAGACAACUUCGGCGAGCCCGCGAGUGCGGCCGCCCGCCCGCCGCGCGCCGCGCGACACCAGACCGCCGUCGCCGGGUUCUCGCAGUGUCUCAUGUAUCUGCUGAUGAAGGUUAUAAAAGCGCCCGGUUUCGUCUGCGGUAUUGUUGGUAGCAUCCUAGCGAUGUCACGGACGUUUCUAGAUGAUGCAUUCAAUACCUACUUAAACACAAAAUUGUCCAACCUGCUCUCCGAAAGGAGACUUGCGCAUCUUAUUCGAUUAGGACAUGAUCUGCUAUUCGGUAAAAAUACAUUACCGACACGGAUGGAGCCGAUGGCUCAGCGGGAAGCUGCCCGGGAUGGACUGCUGCGUCGUGUUCCAAGCCGCUUGCACUCCGCUGUGUUCGCCGCCUUCGAUAUCAUGCAGAGUCCCCAGCUAAAUAAACAGUUAGUGUACAGCCUAUUGGACAUUUGUGUCUUGGAACUGUUCCCCGAGCUGAAAGACCAAGAGCCGACGGAAGCAAAGAGUUGA